UGAUAUUUUUCUGUUUCAGGUUGCAAUAAAAAUAAUAGACAAAUCUAGGUUAGACGAAGACAAUUUAAAGAAGACUUUCAGAGAGAUAGCCAUCAUGAAGAGACUGAGACACCCACAUAUAGUCCGAUUAUAUCAGGUUAUGGAAAGCACGCACACAAUAUACUUAGUAACAGAAUACGCGCCGAAUGGUGAAAUAUUUGACCACCUAGUAACGCGCGGCCGCAUGCCCGAAUCGGAAGCGGCGCGGGCCUUCGCCCAGAUGGUAGCAGCGGUGGGCUAUUGUCACGCUAGCGGCGUCGUGCACCGCGAUCUGAAGGCAGAGAACUUGUUGCUUGACCGGGACAUGAAUAUUAAGCUCGCAGACUUCGGCUUCAGCAACGAGUACACAGCAGGGUCUCCACUAGCAACUUGGUGUGGGAGUCCGCCGUACGCUGCGCCGGAACUGUUUGAAGGACGGCAGUAUGACGGGCCUAAGGCGGAUAUAUGGUCACUAGGUGUGGUUCUGUACGUGCUAGUGUGCGGCGCACUUCCGUUUGACGGCGGCACACUACACGAGUUACGCAGUGUAGUGUUAGCGGGCAAGUUCCGGAUACCAUACUUCAUGUCGCAGGAAUGCGAGCACCUAAUCCGUCACAUGCUGGUGGUAGACGCCGACAAGCGGCUGUCGCUGCGGGGCGUGGCGCGCCACCGCUGGCUGGCCGCGCACACAGAACACGCCACGCAACCAGUAGACGCCGACAAGCGGCUGUCGCUGCGGGGCGUGGCGCGCCACCGCUGGCUGGCCGCGCACACAGAACACGCCACGCAACCAGGUCAGUGCCACGACACAGCCGCUACCAGCGCCACGACACAGCCACUACCAGCGCCACGACACAGCCAUUACUAG
Messenger RNA from Ostrinia furnacalis (Asian corn borer), 886 nucleotides. RefSeq names its product serine/threonine-protein kinase SIK2-like. Lineage: Eukaryota; Metazoa; Arthropoda; Insecta; Lepidoptera; Crambidae. Bases 95 to 886 code for a protein of 263 amino acids. Gene Ontology annotation, cellular component: cytoplasm. The record is from RefSeq and is a predicted model, not a curated record. Gene Ontology annotation, biological process: protein phosphorylation; microtubule cytoskeleton organization; intracellular signal transduction. Gene Ontology annotation, molecular function: ATP binding; tau-protein kinase activity. The transcript is spliced from 9 exons.